Penicillium cosmopolitanum is the source of this 3603-nucleotide messenger RNA. RefSeq lists its product as uncharacterized. Gene Ontology annotation, molecular function: protein binding. Gene Ontology annotation, cellular component: cytoplasm. The record is from RefSeq and is a predicted model, not a curated record. The transcript is spliced from 5 exons. Lineage: Eukaryota; Fungi; Ascomycota; Eurotiomycetes; Eurotiales; Aspergillaceae. Bases 1 to 3603 code for a protein of 1200 amino acids.
AUGACCAUGAGCAACGAUAUCGAGGAACAAACAGACAGACUUUGUCGAGCGAUCGCAUCGAGCGAUCUGCGUGCCGUUCAAGAAUGUCUCGACCAGGAGAAGACAGACGUCAAUCAUCGCCACUGCACCAAGCGAACACCGCUGCAAAUAGCCUGUGUGGCUUCUUCUCCAGGAACAGUCCAGUUGCUGGUCAACCAUGGGGCUAGAAUCACGGCGCGAACUCAGGAUGGCAACACCGCGUUGCAUUUGGCAGCCGCGCGGGGCAACACUGACAUUAUUCGUAUUAUUCUCGUCAAAAGCGAUCAGAAUAAAGAAAUCGCGCAACAAAAUGGGCUGUGGAUAUCGGAUUCACCAACGCCCGUUCAAUUUGGCGUUGAAAAUGACGGUUACAACAACCAAGAGGCGAGCGAUUCGGUUCCCCUGGUCAAUGUCAAGGUCGAUGAUGAGAAAGAUCUAGCGCCGAAUGGAAACUAUCUUGAUCAUCAGCAUAAUUCAGGCCUUGAUGUCGUGGAUCCUGAUGAUGUGUCUUGGGAGACCUUCAUGUCACCUUUGCAUGUUGCUAUUUUGCACGGGCAUGUGGAUGUCGUAAAAAGACUGGCGUCAUUUGGUGCAGACGUGAGGAUGCCUAUAAAGCAGUACGAGCGGGUUAGCCUCUUUGGUGCGUCCCCAUCAACACGGAAGCCGCAGGGUGCUGUUCUGUGUCUGGGAUUGGCGUUUUUUCUCGACCAACCCCUGGCACAUAAAAUGGCAAGAACAUUGCUUCAACUAGGCGCAUCCCCAGCCCUACCAGAUUUGUACCGCACAACGCCGCUGCACUAUGUUGCCGCCAUGAAAGAUACCAUCCCCUUGGAAGUAUCUCUCGAGACCAGUCGAGAGGACACGAUUCGAGCCAUGUCUCAAUUGUCGCUUACUGGUAAAUCUAUGGGUGUCAUAGGUGGAUCUACCACUUACUCGGCACUGACAACGGCCAUUUUCGCAGGGAACCCAGAUAGUGCUUUGGAAUUUCUGAAUGCGGGUGCAAAUCCUAUGAUUGAGCCUGUUGCUGUGGCUUCCACUCUCAAUUCAGCAUUUCCAGGUCGUCGGGCGAUGUUUUCGACCCCGAAACUACAUUACGAGAACGCAAAAGAUUUCCAAUUGACUCCCCAGCCACUUACGGCCGCAAUUAAAAAGGAGUAUCCUAUCCUGGCACUUCACGUUCUGGAUCAGGGAGCUGAUCCGGAUACUCAUAAGCACUGGUCGCAUGGCGGAGGCCUUUCUGUUCUUGACAUCACUCGACAGAAGAUAUGGGAUAUGCGCGAAUUUCUCUCACACUCUUGUACCCCAGAAAAGGACCCCCGACCCCCAACGCUAUUUCCCGAUCAUGAUGCGGACUUUUUGGAUGGACUUAAAAGUGGAUCAUAUCGAUUUUGGGCUACUGAUUUGACGCUGAGCAGAGCAAGACAGCAUUUUAACGGGCUGUAUGCCAACUACGAGGCCAAAGCGAACGAAAAUGUCAAUGUUGAAGGGAAAGAUGAAAAGCGCCGUAUUAUUGAAGAUCGACUCAUUGAAUUUGAGCUCUUGGAGCAAGAGCUGCUAAGUCGCAAAGCAAAAUUAUUCUGCGAGUUGCAUCCCGAGGAUCAGGAUUUUCGGAACAAGAAAAAGCCUGCUAAAUCGGAGCAAAGAAGGAGCUAUGAGCCAAUUUUGUUCUAUAAUUUUGAUAGGAAGACUGGGGACCAAUACAUAUCUUUAUUCGAAGCAGCCUGGACAGGUGACAUAAAUAUCAUCAAAGAUUUGGCGCUCAAUUGGCAAAAUGGAUCUGAGCAAGAGCCUCCUUUGAGCCUAGGUGAAAGGGACUGCCUUGGGUUUACCCCCCUUGAGUUAGCCAUCCUGCGUGGUCAUUGGGACAUCACGAACGAAAUAAUUGAUAUUCUCCACGCCCAACACAAGCCCUUCAAGCGGCAUUCACGGCAUUGUGGAUACAACUCGGAGGAUGAGGAUAUGCAAGAACCACCGGAGACGGAUGAUGACAAUGCCUCAUCUAGUGGUAGCGAUUGCGACGACGACUCUGACUCGGAGGGGAGAAGCGCCAAGAGACAAAAAAUGGAUGCAGUGAAAUAUGUCAAGCUACGUGCUUCCCCACUUUCAAUUGCUCUAUUGCAGCCAUGUCCCGCAUAUUUAUUUACCGAGAAGUCUAAGGAAAUGGACAAAUUCCGCGCUUGGAAACGGUGGGACGACACAGAAGUUAUUUUAACUGACAAUUCUCACCCCGAACAGAAAAUGAAUCUCAUUGAUCAUGCAGUUAUGACAAAUGAUAUCGAACUUUUACGAUCUCUUCUGAGCAUGGCACGGAAUAUCACAGAUAGAGAUCACCGUCACCGCAAACUGGACUCGGUUCUGAAUCCAUCAUUUCUCUUGGCCCUGAAGUUGGGUCGAAUCGAGUGCCUUUCAAUGAUUGUUGAGAAGAGUGGGGCUGGACUCUUCGCGCAAGGAGACUCAGAAGAAGAGGAUCCGCUUCAUGCUCCACGGACGAAUCAUAACAAGUCGGCCCUCCUAGUAGCUGCUAUGGAGGGAAACCUCGAAGCUACUCGAUGGAUGAUGGGCCCCGAUGCAAUCGAGCAGUACGUGAAGUACAUCAAGGCCCACGGAGACGACCCUCGAGUGUCUGAAUUCGUGAAGUCGGGGGAUGAGAUUGAAAAAUGCGUAAUGAAGUGGCUACAUGGCACCGAUAACUUGGUCCUUCACUGGGCAAUCAAGUCCAAACCAUGCGCGGAAUCGGAGCUCCUCAUUCGAUACUUGAUCAAGCGGUAUCCUGAAUAUAUGGAAACACGGACUCAGGAACUCUAUACGCCCUUGUGUCUUGCCUUUGCCUUUGGCCAAAUUCGAUUCGCCCGUAUCCUUCUCGAUGCCGGAGCAGAUCUAACAGUCAAAGAUAGAAUUGGAAGGAAUUUGCUGCAUCUACUCCUCGUUCGCCCCUACAUGGAUAAAAACGAUACCGAUCAAGUUAUUUGCAAAAGUUCGGCUCUGCUUCUCGGAAUGCUCGAAAUGCUCAAUUCAAAACUCAUUUCGACCAUGCUAACGGAGAGAGAUAAACGUCAACAUCAGACGCCCUUGAUGGAAUGGCUCUCCAGAAGCAGCGAGGCAUAUCUUGGAUAUCCAUCAUUCCCAGGGACUACUACUUGGCCUGAUCCAGAUAGCCAUGAGAGAUUAGAAAUUGUCAAAAUUCUCCUUGACCACGGCGAUCCGAUAAAUCAAGAUCAGCUGGAGAUUUCUGACAAUAAAGGUGAUUUCCCUGUUCAUGUGGCAGUUCGUAAAAAGUUCACUGGUACUGUGAAGCUGCUAUUGGAACAUCGACCAGAUUUAUUGUCAUGGGAAAAUUCGUUUGGCAAGACGGCAUUUGAUCUUGCCAAUGACCAGUGGGCACAUCUUGUUCUUUGCCAACACCACAGUCCCUUGAAAAUCUCAGCGUGGGUCAACCCCCCGUCUGAUAGUCUGGUUGGUCGACAGCCUCUCUCAUCCGUCGCCUCCGAACUCCCCUUGAAGUUUGGUCAAACUAGGUCUCACCAUCAGAAUAUCCUUGAUAAGCUGAACAUGUGUGUGAACCCCAAGAUUAUCAAAUAUCUUUAG